ACACAAGGCUGAAGUCGUAGCCCGCUUUCAUUUAGUUGCGCGUCUGUGCGUUCAGUGCUGUAGGAACUGUGAAAUAAUGUUUGUUUCUACCAAACGUACUACUUGAGUGGACCGGAUUGUGUUUGUUAUUCACAGAAAGACACCUGAUUCCAGGGAGAGCGUUUUGUCUCUUAUUGUAAUAGAGGGUUCCGCAGAUUUGGAGAUGGAUUUCGCUUUGGUUUUCCUGUGCGCCUUCACCAGCGCGUGUGUUUCCCUUUCCAGAGCAGAAAGACACAGUGUUUUCUGGAAUAGCACGAAUCUAAAGUUUCAGGAGGACGACUACACGGUGGAGGUGCAUCUGAACGACUACCUGGACAUCGUGUGUCCACAUUACCCUCUGGGCACGGUGGCGUCUCAGGAGGCCGAGCGCUACGUGCUGUACCUGGUGGAGCGUGAGGACUAUGAGGUGUGCCGGCCGCAGUCUUAUGAGCAGAUGCGCUGGGAAUGUGGCCAGCCAUUCUCUCUGCACGCGCCUGAAAAGUUCUCAGAGAAGUUCCAGAGGUUCACACCCUUUACCCUGGGCAAGGAGUUCCGCCCCGGCCAGAGCUACUACUAUAUCUCCAAACCGCUGCAUCACCACGGACAGGAGUGCCUGAAGCUAAGAGUGGAUGUCGUGGCUAACGAUGGAUCACAAGAGGCUAGAGUCGGACCUGGCAAAGGAAGCGGAGGAAGCGUGCACACAACCUCAAACCACUUACCAGCAGACGAUCCAGUGGUGUUGCCAGAUGUUCGGAAAAGUGUGCAAACAAACACUGCAGUCAGACCAGCAUUUCUGACCAUCCUUACAAUCCCACUCCCUUUAUUACUACUACUGGUUUUACAGUAAGAACAUUUUUAAAGCACUAGAGUGAUUUCAAGAAUGAGAUGAAGGUGGCAUGUGUCAAUCAAAACACACAGAAGGAGUUCGCAGAAGCCCAGCGCUGGCCACUGGGGGAAGGAACAGAGGAACCGUUCAGCGCUUCAGUCGCUUUCCUACUCUGCUUCCUGAAAGGAUGCAUUCUGUGAAGAGAAUUUUUUUUUUCUUUUUUCUUUUUUUUUUUUUUUUUGCUCAAAGCAUACUUUUUAACCAAACUUAAGUAACAGUGCUCUGUAGUUGGAGGAAUGAUGAACGAGAAGGACAUCAGGAUUGUUCAGUGUUGUGGGCUGUUAGUGUGUAAAGGACUCAGAAGAGCCAAAGAUCACAGAGCGCAUCACUGAAGUGUACAAGGGCUUUGUUGCUUUAUUUCUCCAUGUAGCAGUAAAGAAGCACAAGUUGUUUUUAGAACAUUACCAAAUCAGCUGGAAUUUAUGAUUUACCAUCUCUCUCUCUCACACACACACACACACACACACACACACACACACACACACACAUUACAGAUGUGAUAUAUAAAAACACUUAUUGUAGCAUUCAUUCACACACGACCUGUUUUGUUGUUGUACAUGUUUUAUUUGAAGAGAUCUUAAGUUAUUAAGUGUUCUAUUGAAUGAACAGUUAUAGUUUAUAAGGAGCAAAAGAUGCAAGCAGUCGAAGACGAAGAAAAAAAGCAGUGCGAGUGUGCAUGCGAGUGUUUGCGUGCAUGAGCAAGCAUGUGAGGGUGAGCGAGAGCGUGAGUGAGUGAGAGAGAGUGUGAGAUUAUAAAUAUAUGCUAAUUUAGCACAGACCGACAGCUUUACUAGAGUGGAAGUGCAUCUGUAAACUCUACUGGUUCCUAUUUUGAGCAUUAGAAUGAGGAUAAAUUGACUUUUCUCUCAAGUUUAAUCUCACGUUAAAUCUGAAAUUCAGCAAUGAUAUAAAUCCUCUGACUCUUUGGCCCUUGUCACAGUCAUGCAGAACACAUCAACAUCUCACUAUUCAAUUAUUCUGUGUGUGCGCGCGCGUGUGCGUGUACACACAGACAGAUAGACUGACGCAGAUCAGCCAUAGCAUUAAAACCACUGACAAACAUGAAUAAAUAUAUUUUAUGAAUUAUUGAACGAGAACUAAUGAGAUUAAUUAAGCUAAUUUUGGCUGUAGUUUAUAUCUAAUAUGUACACAUAAUACAGCAGAACAACAAACCUCUACAGAAAACACGACAUAAAGUCCUGCUAGCUGUUGUAGCUAAAUUCUGACUGACUGAAUGCUAACUGAUGAACAUGGACUAAAACAUGACUGAUCUCCUCAAUCCCUGCUUUUCUAUUGUGUUCUAUGUGAACUGUAUAUUAUGUACAUAUAGAAGUCUAUAUAAAAACAUGAUGUUUGGUAAAUACUGUAAAUGUGAAAUUCUUAUGUGAAAUAAAUAUUAUUUUUUUUGAA
Molecule: messenger RNA, 2314 nt
Organism: Tachysurus fulvidraco (yellow catfish)
Lineage: Eukaryota; Metazoa; Chordata; Actinopteri; Siluriformes; Bagridae
Gene: efna1a
Product: ephrin-A1a
Exons: 5
Coding region: 203-865 (220 amino acids)
Biological process (GO): axon guidance; ephrin receptor signaling pathway
Cellular component (GO): plasma membrane
Molecular function (GO): ephrin receptor binding
Source: RefSeq, a predicted model, not a curated record